GCUUCUCCGCCGUGAUAGAAGCCAUGCUGGCAGAAAGACUCGUUGCCCGAGGAGAAGAUUCCACAAGUACUAGAUUGUAUUGCUCACAUUUCUGGGAAGACGCUGACCCUUGGAAAAAUACAAGAGAAGGCUAUUUCUGUAAGAGAAACGUCGAAGAAUUGCUACAUUUUGACGUCGGAAAUGCCACAAAUCGAUUUUUUUAACCCCAGCAUAAAAAAAAGAAAGAAAUCCGUCGCGUCACGUGGCGAUAUAGCACCCAAUCGGUGCCCUGCUGACGUUUCGGGAAAAAAUGUCCUUUGUUCUGCGUCCGCCCAGGUUAUCGAUAAAAACACAGCUCGACGCUUACAAUAGUAAUACGUGGAUAUAAGAAAGCGAUUUUGUAAUUUAUAUUCUACGGUCGUUCUGGAUUUGACAAAGAUUAGCAACUUUUUGAGAGGACGUUUGGAAUUUUGGCGCCGGGUUUCUGUGCGGUGGCACCGAACUAAAACCGGUCAUGUGACUUCACCCCCUCCCCCACUCCGUCCCAUGAAUGGAGGAAGAAAGAAGACGGACAUGUUUGAGGGAAAUGAGUUGUUUGGGGGGGAAAAAAAGAAACGUGGCUUGUGUAGAAAAGAAGAAGGAAGAAAAAACCUGAGCUAUUAUUGGAUUUCGUUAAGGACAUUUUAAAUCAACUGGAAUUAAUCUUGCUGCCACGCGUAGUUUUUCCAUUUUUAAUCUAGGGGCAUAAAUGGCUAGUUUAAAUGUUUUAAUUCAAGUUUAUAUCGAAAAACUAUUUGAUUCAUGAUGUAUUUCUAUUUGGCUUUUGUUGUUAAUUGCUAAAUUGAGCGCAGAAUUGGAUGACAUUGCUAUCACUGUUGUAACCUUGUCGGUGGGGGGAUGGGUGAUGUAACGUGGGUUACUGUAGCCAGUGAUUCCUUUACUGAGUGGUUAGUCAAAAUGGCCUUUUAAAGAAAGUAUUUCAUUUUGCGUUGCUACUUGGCUAGUUUUGCGUUUUAAGGCAGUGUUUUAAUAUGUUAAAUUCAGAUUAAGUUACUUUGUAGCAUACUGUAUAUUUGUCAGUGUAGUUUAAUUUAAUUUUGUGUUGGGUUUAAAAACGUCUUCACUCAGUUAGUUUCCUAGGUUAUGUAAAAUCCGUAAUGUUUGGUUUCUUUGUGCAGUAUACUGGUGGUUGCUAUAGUCUCCGCGUAAUGCGGCCUGUUUGGGUGGUACACGCACUUUAAAUUCUGUAAUGUCGAUAUGCAAGUUAAUUGUAUCAAGCUCUAUAGAAAAUCGGUACUUCGUCGGGAAUAGUGUAUUUAAACUUGACUUGAUUCGUGUAGCGGACUACUCUAUUGAGAGAAAUCUGAAAAGUGCUGUGUCAUUCUAAUGGUGGUCAGGCUUUUGUUAGGCGGUGGUGUUCCGGGCCUUGGUUGGAAAAUUGUCUAUGCUUGGGUUGUUCGGUAUUUAUUAUUUUUUGGGUGGGGGUAACACCUUAAAUUUAAGUUAAAUUUAAAUUAUAUCCAAAGCCUAAUCCUAAUACGUUGGUUAACUUGGAUGGCCAGUUUGCUAACCAGUCUCAAUGCAGCUGCGGCCUUGCGCCAAAUAAGCUGUGGAGGGCGUUCGUGGAGGGCCUGUUUGCUUCAGAUGUUUAAUCACAGCGCUGCGAUCCCCGAUUGGUGUGCAGAGUGAAAUGCGUUUGUAUAUUCGUGGCGUAUAUUUGCCAGUAAUUUAUAUUUUAUAUUAGAAUGUAAUUCCAGCCAUAUAGCAAACUGAACAGUUGACUAGUUUUAAAUUCUUAAAAAUGUUAUGGCCGAUUUUGCAAGCUAGUUCGUUGUACUUGUCUCGACAGUGCAGACUCCAGAAUUCUCAUUUUUAAGUCUGAUAUGGCUAACUAUUUGGCAAAAUGCUCUCGGCUGGCGGGCGCUUGUGAAGUUGGACGUUAUCGAACGUUUGGGCAUUUUGCGUUUGCAAUUUGCUCCUGAAGCUAGUGGCGUUGUGGCGUAUGACAAAAUACGACUCCAUUUCCUGAUGCGUCCCUUCUCUAAAAUGGCGAGACGAGAGAAAUUGCAGAUCCACAGCGAAACUAUCGGAACCCUGGCAUGCAGAAGACUGCCGUCUAAGCGCGCGUGAGGUAUUCGACCAGCCAAUGACAGUCCUCCAACCCACACUCGCUGCCCGCGCCUGAGAGCUACUGGCCAAUCGGAGUAGUCGCUCUCACCACAUUGACGUAAUGCAGUUGGGGAAGAGAGUGGGCGGGCGUACACGUAGCUUUUUUAGACUGGCUUGUUGGAAGGCCAAUCGCGGCCUUGCAAAGUUGGGUUUAUGUUUCUUAAGCCAAUAAAAACGUGAAUUUUACUUGAUAGACAAUGGCGGUAUGCCAAUUGGUUGGAAAGAAAGGUUUGUGGGGUGGGCUUUAGUAAAGUGUCGAGAAACUUUUUUGAUGGAUGAUAUGGGUGGCCUAUUGAAAGUCCGGGGGCGUGGAAAUUUAGAUGGCAUUCUGUCCAAUGACUGUAAUGGUAGGUUUAUAAAAUGUCGGGCGGAGGCAGUGCGUCGCCAUUUCGCUGAAGCGGUGAAGUAGAGGAAGAGGGCGGAAUUGGAGGAAAGGGAAGCAGAGACAGAAACCGGAGAGAUCGCUCUUUAAAGAUAAUCCGGAUCCAUCCUGAUGGAAAUGGCCCUAAACCCGCCCAUUGACAGGCUGGUGUCGGGCGUCGGUACCUCCCUGGGCGGGGACGUUGGGGUGCAGACGGGGGCCAGCAUGGAGCAGGUCGUCUCGGGUCCCGGCAAGAGGAUCCGCAAGCCGUCGCUGCUGUACGAGGGGUUCGAGGGCCCCGCCCUGCCGCACGCCCCCCAGGCAGGGCCCCCGCAGCCGCCCGUGCGCGACCCCUCCCGCCAGGGCCGGGCGACCAAUCAGCUGCAGUUCCUCCAGAAGGCCCUGAUGAAGUCGCUAUGGCGACACCACUUCGCCUGGCCCUUCCAGGAGCCGGUGGACUCCGUCAAACUCGGCUUGCCCGACUAUCACAAAAUAAUCAAACAGCCGAUGGACAUGGGCACCAUCAAGAAAAGGCUGGAGAAUAACUACUACCUCAGCGCUGGAGAGUGCAUACAGGACUUCAACACCAUGUUCACCAACUGCUACAUCUACAACAAGCCCACAGACGAUAUUGUGCUCAUGGCCCAGUCUCUGGAGAAGGCUUUCCUGCAGAAAGUUGCCCAGAUGCCCCAGGAGGAGAUCGAGCUGCCCCCUCCGGCCCCGCGCGCCAAGCUGGGGAAAGCGGGCAAACUCGGCAAGGGCAGGAGGAUGAUGGGCGGUAUUACCACAGUUCACCAGGUCCCGGCUGUCUCCCAGUCCAUGUACACUCCCCUGACCCCCGACACCCCCAACUCGCAGUUCUCCGCCCCCCCACAGACCCUGCUGGCAAAAACGCUGCCCCCCACCUCCCACAGCACCCCCACUCUGCUGGGGCUUCCCCCCACACAGCCAACUGCCAAGAAAAAAGGCGUGAAGCGGAAAGCGGACACCACCACCCCCGGCACGGUGGGCCUGGUCGCCGGGGCGGGGGAGCUGGGCCUGGGCGGGGGCCGGUCCCCGCUGCCCUCCCUGGCCGUGGAGCUGAAGCCGGGCGGGCUGGCGCUGGGCUUCGGCGUGGGGCGGGGCGGGGGCGGCGGCGGGAAGGCCACGGCCACGGCCCGGCGGCGGGAGAGCGGCCGGCCCAUAAAGCCGCCGCGCAAGGACCUGCCGGACUCCCUGCAGCACCAGCCCUCGCGCCGGGGCAAGCUGAGCGCCCAGCUGCGCUACUGCAGCGCCGUCCUCAAGGACCUGCUGUCCAAGAAGCACGCCGCCUACGCCUGGCCCUUCUACAAGCCCGUGGACGCCUCCUCCCUCGGCCUGCACGACUACCACGACAUCAUCAAGACUCCCAUGGACCUCAGCACCGUCAAGAGGAAGAUGGACAGCCGGGAGUACAGCAACGCACAGCAGUUUGCAGCGGACAUCAGGCUCAUGUACUCCAACUGCUACAAGUACAACCCCCCCGACCACGACGUAGUGGGCAUGGCGCGCAAACUGCAGGACGUCUUUGAGUUCAGCUUCGCCAAGAUGCCGGAUGAGACCCCCGAGGAAGACGCGGCCGGCUCCCUGGGCGGCGGGAUGGACCCGUCCAUGAUGCGCUCUUCGUCGUCCUCCUCGUCCUCCUCGUCCUCGUCGGAGAGCGAGCCGAGCAGCGAGAGCGAGAGCGAGAGCAGCCCCAGCUCCGACAGCGAGGAGGAGCGCGCACACCGCCUCGCUGAGCUGCAGGAACAGGUGUGUACACAGCUGAGGGCGGUGCACGAGCAGCUGGCUGCCCUGUCCCAGGCCCCCGUGAUCAAGCCCAAGAGGAAGCGGGAGAAGAAGGAGAAGAGGAAGAGGAAGAAACCGGAGAAGCACCGGGGCGGGCGUGCUGCGGCCGCCGCCGCCGCCGCCGUCGUCAUGGCAGCCGCGCUGGACGAGGUCGUGGAGCGGCCCGCCAAGGUGCCCAAGAACGCCAAGACCCCCAAGGCCGGCCGCAAGGCCCCCACACACACCCAGGGCAAGAAGGGCCCCGGGAAAAAGAAUGCCAAGAGCAAGUCCUCGAAGAAGUCCCAGUCCUCGGCUGUGGCGAGCGCCCAGCUGGGCCUGCUCCCGGCCGCCGCCUCGCUGAUGCCGCACUACGACUCGGAGGAGGAGGAGGAGGGCCGGCCCAUGAGCUACGACGAGAAGCGGCAGCUCAGCCUGGACAUCAACAAGCUGCCCGGCGAGAAGCUGGGCCGCGUGGUGCACAUCAUCCAAUCACGCGAGCCCUCGCUGCGCGACUCCAACCCCGAGGAGAUCGAGAUCGACUUCGAGACGCUCAAGCCCUCCACGCUGCGCGAGCUGGAGCGAUACGUCAUGACCUGCCUGCGCAAGAAGCCCCGCAAGCCCUACGUGGUGAAGAAGGCGAGUGGUGGGAAGUCUCGUGAGGAGCUGGCGCUGGAGAAGAAGAGGGAGCUGGAGCGGAGGCUGCAGGACGUCAGCGGCCAGCUCAACUCCGCCAAGAAGCCCCAGAAAACAAAGGCAGAGAAGCCCAGCUUGGUCGAGCCUCACGCCAUAGCCUCUCGGCUCAGCGCCAGCAGCUCCAGUUCUGACUCCUCUUCCUCCUCUUCAUCCUCCUCUUCCUCUGACACCAGCGACUCAGACUCAGGGUGAUGUCAUCUGCAGAGAGGAGUUAGGGGU
This is a messenger RNA of Conger conger (European conger), 5206 nucleotides long. It is a transcript of the gene brd2a, whose product is annotated as bromodomain containing 2a. The record is from RefSeq and is a predicted model, not a curated record. Lineage: Eukaryota; Metazoa; Chordata; Actinopteri; Anguilliformes; Congridae. Bases 2642 to 5179 code for a protein of 845 amino acids. The transcript has 12 exons. Gene Ontology annotation, cellular component: nucleus; chromatin. Gene Ontology annotation, biological process: chromatin remodeling; regulation of DNA-templated transcription.